Molecule: messenger RNA, 2310 nt
Organism: Cutaneotrichosporon cavernicola
Lineage: Eukaryota; Fungi; Basidiomycota; Tremellomycetes; Trichosporonales; Trichosporonaceae
Gene: pso2
Exons: 11
Coding region: 1-2310 (769 amino acids)
Biological process (GO): double-strand break repair via nonhomologous end joining; interstrand cross-link repair
Molecular function (GO): 5'-3' DNA exonuclease activity; damaged DNA binding
Source: RefSeq, a predicted model, not a curated record
AUGGUGCCGCGCAAGAAACCUCCAUUAUCAACGUCAAAGAACAGCAGCCUCUUGGAUUUCUUCGGACGCGCUGGAGGUACCGGUAGCUCUGAGGCCCGGAAGGGGAAGAGGAAGGCGGACGCGGGGUCGGCGGCAGACCCGGUGGUCAUCAGCGAUGAGGACGAGCCGGCACGCAAGCAGCCGCGCUCCUUGCCCAGUGGGGUCGAGCGACUGUGCAGCAGCCCGGAGGAGGAUGAGGCGGAGGAGGUACUCAUAUCCGAGUGCAUUAUGUGCGGAAUGCGGUUGCCGCGCGACAGAGCUUCCGCCGAGGCGCAUGUCAAUGCAUGUAUUGAUGCCGACGGCGACCCGCCCAAACCUGGUCCCCCGAACACAGGCCGACCCAAAUUAGACCCAUCUAAACCUGCCAAGGAUCCACUUGCCCAACCUUCCCCGGCCUCCUCGCCAGAAGUGGUCCUUCUUUCGCCCGAACCAUCGCCGAGGAAGGUCUCGUCGCCGAGAAACCUUUCUCCCAAAGCGAAGGGCAAGGAACACCAUAAGACGCCCAGACCUAUCACGAGCGUCACUCACUCACUCCGUACGGAACUCCCACGUACGGAACUCCCACCUCCAGGCAAAGCGAACGCCUUCUCCGUCCUCAUGUCUGGCAACAAGGACAAGGAGACGUGGGACGAGGUCGACCAGCCCAAGAAUGUGCCUGGACGUCGACGACCCGCACCGUUCUACAAGAUCCUCACCGGCAUGCCCAUCGCGGUCGACGCGUUCUGCUACGGUGCCAUCCCUGGUGUGAACGCCUACUUCCUCACGCACAACCACUCCGACCACUAUACCAACCUCUCCAAGUACUGGCGGCACGGACCGAUCUACUGCUCCGAGACGACAGCGAAUCUUGUUGUGCUCAUGCUUGGCGUGGAGCCACAGUGGGUCCACGGCAUUCCGGACAACGAGCGUUUCACCAUUCCCAACACAGGCGGGGUGACGGUGACUCUCAUCGAGGCUAAUCACUGCCCCGGCUCGUCCAUCUUUCUCUUCGAGGGCCGUCAAACCGCGCACGCUGGCGACUCGUCGUUUCGCUCUCCAUUUGUGGGAACCAAGCGCAUAUUCCGAUACCUCCAUUGUGGCGACUUUCGAGCAUGCCCGAAGCACGUUCUUCAUCCCGCCGUUGCACGAGCGCCGCUGGACGCGAUUUACCUCGACACGACCUACCUCAACCCACAGUACUGCUUUCCUCCCCAGCCCCUCGUCAUUAAGGCUUGCGCCGAACUUGCGAAGAAGAUCGCGUUCGAGGGCGUCGACAUCAAGCCCAAAAUCGAGGAGGCUGAGGCCGCCGGCGACCCGGGCUUGGAGGCUGAGAUUUCAGGCGAGCUGGAGAUGCUGCCGCACGAGGAGAAUAUGAAACCGGAAAUCGAGGACGAACACAUCCAGCCGGAUAUCGACGAGCUGUGUCCCGAGGAGGAAUACCCUCCCGAUUACGACGAUAUGGGGGACAUCGACCCAGAUAUUGACCAGGAAGAUCUCAAACUCGACUCGGAGCCUGACGUUACGCCUGACAUCAAGCCGGAUGUUAAACCUCACCCGGCAGCCAUGGCUUACGGUAUCCUCGAGCGCUCCGUCUCCAUGAUGGAGGGAUGGCUGAAGAAGCAUCCCAGCAAGGAGGGGCAGGAGUCUAAGCCCAAGGGCCGCGUGCUCGUCCUCGUCGGGACGUACUCGAUCGGCAAGGAGCGUAUCGUCAAGGCAAUCGCGCGUGCACUCGACUCCAAGAUCUAUGCGGAUGAGCGUAAACGAAGUAUCAUCGGAGCUCAGGACGACCCCGAGCUACACGCGAUGAUGGGCGACGAUCCUCGAGAGUGCCAGGUCCACAUCGUGCCACUCUGGAACGUCCAACGGGAACGGGCUCAGUCGUAUCUCGAGAUGCUGCAACCACACUUUGAGCGCGUCCUCGCCUUCAGGCCAACAGGAUGGACGUUCCGCGCACCUGCGGGCGCGAACACCGUGCCAGACGUCGACUUCGUGAUCAAGCGCGACCAGGCGCGGGGGUUCAGCGACGUGUCACUGCAACCAAUGCGUGGCUCCUCGCGGCAGUUCAUGAUAUUUGGCGUACCCUACUCCGAACACUCGAGCUUCUUCGAGCUCACUUGCUUCUCAUUAAGCACCCCAGGGGAUGCCAAGAUCAUCGCGACCGUCAACGUCCACUCGGAGCGCAGCCGGCAGGCGAUGCGGAAGUGGUUUGAGAAGUGGGCAGCGGAGAAGGCGCGGCGGAAGGAACGAGGACAGGCAGCCGUAGUUGCGUUUCGUGACGAAAACUAUUGGUGA